Molecule: messenger RNA, 2727 nt
Organism: Lagenorhynchus albirostris (white-beaked dolphin)
Lineage: Eukaryota; Metazoa; Chordata; Mammalia; Artiodactyla; Delphinidae
Gene: DRC11L
Product: IQ motif containing with AAA domain 1 like
Molecular function (GO): ATP hydrolysis activity; ATP binding
Source: RefSeq, a predicted model, not a curated record
AUGAAGUGUGAUUCAGAGGCCAGCGGCAUCUGUGACGCCGGGGACCUUGUUAGAAAUGCAGGAUCUUGGCCCCAGCUCGGAGUGCAGAAUCGGACCCUGCAUUUCGACAACAUCCUCGGAGCAUCCCUUGCUGGCUACCUCCUCUCCAGAGCUUACCAGCGCCUCUGGGACUCCUCCCACCUCAUCUUGCAAGAGCUGUUGGGCCAAAAGCAGCCCCUGCUGGAACCCAUGCCCCACCGGGAGCGGCAGUCCUUCCAGUACAGGCUCUCCUCGCUCUACCUGUACUACCUGGGGCUGCUGUGCUGGUUCAACACCCUCUAUGACCAGAUGGUGCAGCGACGGCUGCUGGACGGCAUGGCGGGCCGCGUGCUGGAGCUCAAAGACGAUCUGGUUCGCGUGGACCUGUGCGAGACCCACUGCCUGGACCAAGCGCUGCAGGACUUAAAGCUCACCCCGGCAGACCUGGAGGUUCCAAUUCCCAAAUACUUCCAGCUGGAGCGGUCCAGCGUCCUGAGGGAGCGAGAGCAUAUGCUGGCAGAGCUCCUGUCCAGACGAGAGCCAGUGUUCGCCGAGGAGAGCUUUCCAAUAUUACCCCAGACGGAGGCCAUAAUCCUACUGCAAAGGGCCGAGCGGGCCAGGCAAGGCAGGCUUCGAGCCACCUUCAUGUGAGAGAUUCGGAAAAAGGAGGAGGGAGAUUGAACGAUUCGGGAGGAAGGGCGGCCCAGGUUCAGUCAGGACGAAGCAGCGAUCAUCAUACAGAAGCCCAUGUAUCCCUGGGUGUGGAAAGAUUACCAGCAGAGGAAACGCACUCAGCAGGACCGGCGGACGGAGAUGGAGUUCGUCGGCAUGCUCCCCUCGUCCAGCCAGGCGGAGCAGUCGGACGUCAUGUCCCAGGCCAGCCUCAGGGGGGAUGUCCGGAGACUCCUCCAGACGGAGAAGGAGUUCCAGUCGGCCGUGGUGAAGACCCACGAUGCCCUCAGGGAGACGGAGGGGCCCGACAUGAAAGAGAAAAUGAAGGGGCAAAUCCGAGUGCCAUCAGCCUCAGCUGACCCAACCCUGAGCCCUUCUUUCCCUCCUCAUCCCAGUGUUGAACCCCACUUCUGUUUUGUCCUUUGGUCCAGAUUGGAUUCUCUUCACCAUCCCCCCCCACGCCCCGACACGCUGCUGACACACUUGAUGGCAGAGAAAAUUGCCUUUACUGGCCGAUUCCCUGAUUAUCCACAUGAGUCUUUAGGCGGAUCCUACCUGAUCUUUGCAGACAAGACUCCAGAACAGUUGAAAAUGGAACUGGAGGUGCAGGUCCAGGAGAGCAAAAAAAAAGGACAAAAAAAAAGUAAGGGAAAAGAAAAGGAGAAAAAAGAGAAAAAGAAGAAGAAAAGGAAGGGAGAAAUGACCAGGAAGCGGGAAGCAGAUACGAUGCUGAGAGUACUGCCUUCCAAAUCCAUCCCUGUGAUUAAUGCCGGACACGAGGAGUACACAGAUCUGUGGAAGAACCGGUUUGAUAGCCUACCGCAGAGUUUUGACUGUGAGAUCCUCCAGGUAGAGAAGAGGAAGGAAGUGGAGCAAGAGACCAGCCUCCAGGUAAAUGAGCUGAUGCAUCAGGAGCUGAAGAGCCUGCGGCUGGCCGCGGUCAGGGAGGAGGGGAGAUCUUCGAAGUCUCCGAAGGCAAGAUGAGGGAAAAAGGUGGGCAUGAAACCUGAGAAGAGGAAGAAAGAAAAAGAUCUGACCCCAGACAGAAGCACAAAAAAGUGCUUUGAAAAACUCAUCAUCUUUGGCCUUCUACAGAAGUGCGAGACACCGGCUUUGAAAGACUACCCAGGUGACUGCCUCUGUCUUGGAUCGACUCUGAAUUUGGCAAACAAGCUGCCUAUGCCUUCCCUGUUUGACAUACGACAGAACGUGGCCUUGUAUGGGGUUCUGCAGCUUGGCUCCCCAGACAUACACUCCAUGGCCCCCCUCAUCUGCUCCAUCCUCCUGGUGGGCCCCUCGGGCAUGGGGAAGAAGACGCUGGUCAAGGCCGUGUGCACGGAAACCAGUGCCAGCCUUUUCGACCUGUCACCUGGCAACCUGCAGGGCAAAUGUCCCGGCAAGACCGGGGUGCAGACGUGGGUGCAUAUCGUCGUUAAGUUGGCUCGGUACCUACAGCUCUGGAUUGGGAAUGCGGAGAAGAAUUUCUAUAAGCGAGUCCCAAAAAAAGACAAGGAGAUGGACCCCAAGCGAAUACAGAAGGACCUCACCAAGGCCCUGCGACUGCUGAAUCCUGGAGACCGCGCGAAGCUGAUCGGGACCACUGACCGGCCGCAGGCGCCUGAGAUGAAGGGGCUGUGCCGCACCUACGAGCGGAUCCUCCUGCCGCGGCCCGAUUACGCUUCUCGCUGUGUGCUCUGGAAGCAUAUGAUAGAGGCCCAGGGGGUCCAGGUGACCCAGAGCCUGGACAUCAGUGCCCUGGCCAAGGUGGCCGAUGGCUACACACCUGGCUGCGUUCUCCAAGCCAUCCAAGCAGUGCUGACGGAACGGCGGCUCCUGCAAUUGUCCAAGCGGCCCCUGGUGGCCUCAGAGAUCCUGCGGCACCUGGCGAAGCUGGACCCGGUGUACAGGGAGGAGGAGGAGUCCCUGGAGGACUGGUACUUCAAGACCCCGCUGGGCGAGAAGAGGAUGAAACUCAUCAAGGACCAAGACGCCGCCGAGGAAGCCAAGCUGGCAAAGGAGGAGAAGAAAAGGAAGUGA